AAAUCGUUCGAGGCCAAGUCGGUCUACUCAUUCAAGUUCACGAUCUCAAGUUACAGAGGAGCGAAGACGCGACGCACGCUCAUUCUCCUUCAAGGUAAGAAAGAAGAGAGAGGCUGUACUAGCAGCUUGGCGUCUUAUCUGUCUCUGGCUCUGUACCUCAAAAAGUGGCACUGUUACUGCGUGUCUCAGAUCUCACGUGAUCGACGUUCUCACUGAUUGAUAUCAUCAUCUAUCAAAAUCGAUCGUAAAUAGAAGUAAUUUUAAAAAGAAAAGAGUCGGUGGGAACCAAAAUUGGGAGAGCUGGAGGCCGUACAGGAAUCCCAGUCCUUGAAGGCUCCUCCCGCCGCUGCCGCCACCGGAAACGGACAGAUCCGAUAUCGGUCCCCAUCUUCGGCCGAACUGCUGGACGGUCAGUCCUCUUCUCCAACCGAUCACCAACAACAGUCACUGGAAUUCGAGAAAAUGCUAAAGCGUCCCGUCCCCCGCCACGAGUCCUUGUCCGACAAGAUCCACCGCUUCCGAGGGGUUUUGCUGAUAAUAUCUGUCCCGCUCCUCCUCAUCACUUUCCUCAUCGUCCUGAUGCCUGCCUCUACUCCCUCUCAGUCCCUCCAGGAAUACCGCAACCGAAAGGUCCCCUCCGAUCUCAGAUCCCCCAAGUCCUACGCCGUUAUCUUCGACGCCGGUAGCUCCGGCAGUCGAGUCCACGUCUUCUGCUUCGACCAUCAUCUCGAUCUCGUUCCCAUCGGCAAAGAUCUAGAGCUCUUCCUACAGAGAAAACCGGGUUUGAGCGAGUAUGCCUCUAAUCCCCGGGACGCUGCCGACUCUCUGGUUUCCCUGUUGGAUCAAGCUCAAAGUGUUGUCCCCAAAGAUUUGCGGCCCAAGACGCCCGUUCGGGUUGGGGCAACUGCAGGCUUGAGAGCAUUGGAAGGCGAUGCUUCCGAUCGAAUUUUGCAAGCGGUUAGGGAUCUUCUAAAACAUAGAAGUACUCUGAAAUCGGAGCCCAGUGGAGUUGCUGUCAUCGAUGGAACUCAAGAAGGUUCUUAUCAGUGGGUGACAAUAAACUACCUACUGGGAAAUUUAGGAAAGGAAUAUUCAAACACAGUUGGAGUAGUUGACCUUGGAGGUGGAUCUGUUCAAAUGGCUUAUGCUAUCUCAGAUGCAGAUGCUGCAAAUGCACCAAGGUUAUCAGAUGGAGAGGAUACAUAUGUGAAGGAAAUGUACCUUAUGGGAACAAAAUAUUACCUCUAUGUUCACAGUUACUUGCAUUAUGGCUUACUAGCAUCUCGGGCAGAGAUUUUGAAGGUUUCUGAAGACUCUAGCAACCCAUGCAUCUUAGUUGGUUAUCAUGGGUCUUACAAAUACGGUGGAGUUGAGUAUCCAGCAUCAGCUUCCCGUUCUGGCUCAAAUGUGGACGAGUGUAUGAGGGUGGUUUCUAAUGCUCUCAAAGUAAAUGAAUCUACAUGUAUGCAUAUGAAAUGCACAUUUGGUGGGGUAUGGAAUGGUGGCGGUGGGGAUGGACAGAAGAAUCUUUUUGUAGCUUCAUUUUUCUUUGACAGGGCUGCUGAGGCUGGUUUUGCCGAUCCAAAUGUUCCCAUUGCCAAAGUUCAUCCUAGGGAGUUUAGGGAGGCAGCUAAGCGUGCUUGUGAGACUAAACUUGUGAAUGCUAAGGCCGCAUAUCCACGUGUUAAGGAAGAGAACCUCCCAUUUUUAUGCAUGGAUCUUGCGUACCAGUAUACGUUGCUUGUAGAGGGCUUUGGUCUAGAUCCUUGGCAAGAGAUUACAUUGGUGAAGCAAGUUAAAUAUCGUAAUGCCCUGGUUGAAGCAGCUUGGCCACUAGGCAGUGCAAUAGAGGCUGUGUCGUCCUUAACAUGAUCGGAGAUGACAUAAUUAGCUAAUUCGCACAUUUGAAAUUCAUAGGCGUGUGGUUCUUAGGCGUCAGAGGUUUCAAGCUGAAGUAUCCAAAGGUGAUGAUGCCCAAGAUUCCAUCAGCUUGAAUUGGGAAUUGGAUUUUGGUCUAUAUUUUGAGAAUAAGAGGAGUAUAGAUUUUUUUUAUCCUAAUUUGUAAUUGCUUUUACAAUAGAUUCUAAUUUAUUGCUUCUGAGAGAAUGAUCUGAUUGAAUUAGUUCGUUUAGUUCGCUCGGCUUGACAAACAAAAUGGUCAUAUCAAUUGAUAGGCAACCGAUUAAUUUGCGGCUUGCCCGUUUUACUCUC
Messenger RNA from Carya illinoinensis, 2211 nucleotides. Its product is annotated as apyrase 2-like. Bases 463 to 1872 code for a protein of 469 amino acids. Gene Ontology annotation, cellular component: membrane. Gene Ontology annotation, biological process: nucleoside diphosphate catabolic process. NCBI's taxonomy places the organism in Eukaryota, Viridiplantae, Streptophyta, Magnoliopsida, Fagales, Juglandaceae. The transcript is spliced from 9 exons. Gene Ontology annotation, molecular function: nucleoside diphosphate phosphatase activity. The record is from RefSeq and is a predicted model, not a curated record.